Molecule: messenger RNA, 1606 nt
Organism: Hyalella azteca
Lineage: Eukaryota; Metazoa; Arthropoda; Malacostraca; Amphipoda; Hyalellidae
Exons: 3
Coding region: 13-495 (160 amino acids)
Source: RefSeq, a predicted model, not a curated record
UGGAGCGUCGGCAUGCCUUCUUCCUUGAAAACCUUCAUUUCGGUCUUACUGGCCCUUGUGAUCUUCAGGUCAUCAACUGCGCAGCUCGAUAAAGAGCGCGGCCGUUUCCUAGGUGCUCUGAGCACCAUCACUCACCUUACGUUCGUCACCACCACGUCCACCAUCCCCUACACCUGCUACACUUCGUUCGCUACCGUCAACUGUGGCAGGAGGAAGAGAUCCAAUAGUCAACAGCCUCGCCAAGACUCUUGGUUGCCCGCUGCGCCCGAAUUGAGCGGAUCGCUGUCAGAGGCGGGCCCCGAAGUCCAGACGCGCGUGGCGGUGGCCGAGGAAUACGUCGGGGAAAGAAAAGGACGCUUCGCGGUGACGGUGUGGACUUCAGUCACGACCACGUACACGAUUAUCAUGACGGCUACUAACUUGUCGAUAACGUAUUCUGUGUCCAUUUUGUGUAGUGUGCCGGGGGCGACGUUCCCUAACGCCUGUGGGCGAUGAUCAAGGAGAGUAACCAAGUUAGGACCAAAAUUAGAGCUCCAGGAUGUUUGAUUUACAUUUUUUUGUUUUUAAUUUCAUAAAUUUUACAAAAAUUUUAUGGCAUUAGCCUGUAGAAGAGAAAAUUUAACUUCAGUAGUUUUUUUUCGGGCAAGUUCUUUCUUUCGAAAUAGGACUGAAAAUAUCGCUUUAUUAUGUGUCACCAUCUAUGUACGCGGCAGCAUGAGGCUAUAAAGAAUUGUUCUUCAUUAAACAUUAGUGUUAUCACCCUAACACAAUUUAAGGCCGAGGGCGGCUCUGAAUUAGGGAAUGCCUAAGACUCGGGGAGCAUAUUAAAUCUGCUUCUCUAUGUCAGCUUUUUGGUCUACAUUCCGGUCCCAAGUCAGACAGCUACCAGAGCCUGGUCCUUAGUCUGGCGGCCGUUGAGUGGUUCGCAUUAGGGUCGUCCCCGUGUCCGGGGCAGCUCUGGCCGAGUCUGACUACGUGAUUAAAAAAUGGCCCCCUCUUCCUCGGCAGUGAGAGGAUGGAAGGGGUAAUUGAAUUUAUGCGUGAUUUACCAUCAAUGCCUGUUUCUGUAACUCACUAAAUACAAAUACUAAGAAAACAUUUUUCCUUCACAUCCGAAGAAAUAAUGCAAAAAAAUUAUCGAUAAUCAAUUAAUGGUAACAAUAUCAGAGUUGUGCAACCAAACAAUGUCAGUGUUGUGUAUUCUCUGCUAUGAGGAACGCUGCCACAUAUAAUUCACAAAAGCAUUGAAAAUAGACGAAAAAUUAAACCAUAAUUCCUUCAAUUUGAACCAUGAGUCCUUCUCGUCUUGAAUCAACUGAUAACGGCUUUCCACUCAAUUGCUUUUGUAGCAUUUAUCGGUAUUAGCAUAUUUUAUUGGUAAGCUCUAUUAUUGGUAAGCAUUUACAGCCAUAGAGAACAUACAAGUGUCUACAUACCCAGUAUAGCAGUGUAAUCGCCAUCGGUAAGCAGUGAAGAGUUAAUAUGAGAUUAAAUUACAAUUUGCUUACCUGCAGUCCGGUGAGAGAACGACGCGCAGCUCCCAAGUCUCGAACGCGUGUUAAGACGAUGUGUAGACUGAGCCUCAUCGCAGCACGCUACGGAUUAU